UUUAUUAUUUACACUGGUUUCCUAUUUACAGGACUUGAGAUUCUUGCAUUUCCCUGCAACCAAUUUGGAAGCCAGGAGCCAGGAACCAACGAAGAGAUUGUGCAGUUUGCUUGCACUCGUUUCAAGGCUGAGUACCCUAUUUUUGACAAGGUGGACGUGAAUGGAAACGAUGCCGCUCCUCUGUACAAGUUCUUGAAGUCGAGCAAAGGCGGGCUCUUCGGAGAUGCUGUUAAGUGGAACUUCUCCAAGUUCUUGGUGGACAAAGAUGGGCACGUAGUUGAUCGUUACGCCCCAACAACUUCCCCCCUCAGCAUUGAGGUAAAUCCAAUAGUUCUUCGUAAAUCGAACUUUAUACACACACACAUAUAU
Cucurbita pepo subsp. pepo (vegetable marrow) is the source of this 369-nucleotide messenger RNA. Lineage: Eukaryota; Viridiplantae; Streptophyta; Magnoliopsida; Cucurbitales; Cucurbitaceae. The record is from RefSeq and is a predicted model, not a curated record.